ACAAAACCGUUAAUGUGUCGAACCAACUUGGAGUUGAUAUAAUGAAGAUAUUAGGACUAGUAUCGCUGCCUGCUCUAACCCUAAACAUUACAACCCUUCAUCGAUGAGAUUGUGUGAUGAUAUUAUUGGGGACACGACGCGUGGGACUGGAUGAUAAGCAUGUCGCAGUUUUUCAGUCAGAAUCAGAGCGCGUCACGAUACCGUUAUCAACCGGGUACCCUCGCCUAGAAAACACCGAGCCAAAUUUGUGACAUGUGGAUGCGUCUUUUUGAACGGCUAUAAUAAUAUAGGCCUAAUUCAAUUUCCUCUUGGAGAGGAGGGAGCAUUGAUCGCCGGACGCACAGACGUCCAUCCCAUAAUACCCGUCCCGUCCCCUCCUCAAGUCUGAAGGAGGCGCGCUGGUCUGCGGUCUACAGAGCGCACCGCCGAGCGUCUCCUUGUCGGACCACUUCAUCAAAGCGCAGAUCAAGAUAUCCAGUCCUUCUGUAUCAUGAGAACACUGUAGGAGAGCGAAACAAGGAGCAUCUUCUAUUCGAGAUGGAGAAGGACUGAAGUGGCCGUCCCCCAACAUGUUUGUGAAGAUGAAGGUCCCAGAGGGGGAAGCCUUUUCUCUCAGCGGAUAGAGUCAGGUCAGGUAGAACCCCCGCUCCCCCCCCCACCCUCCAUCCCCCGGCAGCCUCCCGUCGCUCCCUUAACCUCCAGGGGUUGACGGCCUGUCGUCCCACGCUGCAGGACUCAGGAUGCGCUCUCUGAGGAAGACCGUGCUGCUGGCCUUCUUGGCGUCGGUGGUGCUGGUGCUGGCGCUGCUGCACUCCUGGCCCACGCGCUCCUACGCCACGGUGGACGUGUCCCAGCGCCCGGGCUCCGACAAGCACCUGGAGGACCGCCUCCCCGACGCCGACCCCCGGUCCGGGGACAUCCCCUACCGCGUGAGGGAGGGCGUCGCCAGCCUGUUGGCCCGUAACGGCUGUGUCUGCGAGGGCAAGAGCGCCGCCGUCAACCUGCCCUUCUCCCAGCUGCUGUUCCCGCGGGUGUCGGCCUCGGCGCUGCACACCGCCUUCCAGGCCUCGGAGCUGGAGGCCCUGAAGGAGAGGCGGGCCAAGGAGUACCACAGCUUCCAGACGAGGACCCAGAGCCCAGCGGACGCCCUUCUGAUCGCUGAGGCCAACAGCCCCCUGCAGUACCCCACCCAGGGCGUGGCCGUGAGGCCCCUCAGAACCAUCCUCAUCCCAGGUUUGGCCUUACAUGACAUCCAUAAAGAAAACUACUCCCUGAACAUCACGGCCACCUUGGGAACCCUGAACGUGGCCGCUGAGGUCGAGGGGGUAAAGGUCAAAGGGGAUGGAGAGAUGCACAUGACCUUAUCCAGUAGUCUUCUCCCCAGCCUGAAUCGCCAGCUGCAGUUUGUGAGCUACACCAACACCCUGUUCCACCCCAGCACAGCCGACGCCCUGCAACUUCAAACAGAAGGACAUCAAGCUGCCUUCAUUAUCAAGAUCGGUCAUGGAGCUACCCCCAAACUUUACAACACGGGCCCUAAAGGAGAAUACAACAUCAGCGCCCUUGUCACCAUAGCCACCAAAACCUUCCUGCGUUACGAUAAGCUCCAGGACCUCAUCGACAGCGUGAGAAAAUACUACCCUACCGUUACCAUAGCGAUCGCUGACGACAGCGAACACCCCCAAACUGUGUCCGGCCCCUACAUCGAACAUUACAUCAUGCCUUUCGGAAAGGGCUGGUUCGCGGGACGAAACCUGGCGGUCUCCCAGGUGACCACCAAGUACGUCCUGUGGGUGGACGACGACUUCAUCUUCUCGUCCAGCACCAAGCUGGAGAAGCUGGUGGACGUGUUGGAGCGGACCACUCUGGACCUGGUGGGCGGGGCGGUGCGCGAGGCCACGGGCUACACCUCCACCUACAGGCAGACCAUCUCCAUCGAGCCGGGGCAGCAGGAGGGCGACUGCCUGCACAUGAGGCGGGGCUUCCACCACGCCAUCGCCGGCUUCCCGGGCUGCGUGGUCACCGACGGCGUCAUCAACUUCUUCCUGGCCCGCACCGAGAAGGUGCAGCAGGUGGGCUUCGACCCCCGCCUGGCCCGCGUGGCACACCUGGAGUUCUUCAUCGACGGCCUGGGCUCGCUCCACGUGGGCUCCUGUGACGACGUCAUCGUCAACCACGCCACCAAGAUCAAGCUCCCCUGGGUCGGCCAAUCAGAGAGCGACAAGACGUACGCCAAGUUCCGCUACCCCCCGGCCUCUUCGGACGCCGCCCACACCAAGAACGGCCUGCUGUUCUUCAAGAACCGGCUCCAGUGCAUGACGCACAACUAGUCCCUCCUUUACCCCGACCACGCCCUCCUCAUCCUUGACCACGCCCGGCCUCCUCCACCUUUCACCUCCUCCGACUUUGCCACUCCGUCCUCCUCCACCUUUCACCUCCUCCACCUCGACCACGCCGUCCUCAACCUUGACCACGCCCUACUCCACCUCGGCCACGCCCUCCUCCACCUCGACCACGUCCUCCCACACCUCGACCACACCCUCCUCCACCUCGGCCACACCCUUCCUCCCCCUCAACCACGCCCUCCUCC
This is a messenger RNA of Gadus macrocephalus (Pacific cod), 2590 nucleotides long. It is a transcript of the gene b4galnt1b, whose product is annotated as beta-1,4-N-acetyl-galactosaminyl transferase 1b. The record is from RefSeq and is a predicted model, not a curated record. Gene Ontology annotation, molecular function: hexosyltransferase activity. The coding region runs from base 741 to 2330 and encodes 529 amino acids. Gene Ontology annotation, cellular component: Golgi membrane. The transcript has 11 exons. Gene Ontology annotation, biological process: ganglioside biosynthetic process. NCBI's taxonomy places the organism in Eukaryota, Metazoa, Chordata, Actinopteri, Gadiformes, Gadidae.